AUGGCUUUCCAGCCCUCAAGACUAGAUGCAGUCUGCGAAGAUGUGCACGCUGAUUUCACAUCAUCUGAUCUAGAAAGUAUUCAAUGCCUCUGUCAGCAAGUAAGACUCUUGCGUGUAAGUGCGCAGCGCCUUGUAAUGGAACACAUACCUUCACUUGCAGCAGACAUAACCUCACUUCAAGAGUCUCACCUAACAUUUACGUUGGGUGGAGCUCCUAAUAAUCAACUCGAAGAAGGAAUAAAUUGUCCUGCAGGUUUAGUUCUUGGUGCACAAUCCCUAUUUUCUCAUUGCAAGAAGUUGACAUCUGAUGUGACUCGAGGUGUACACAGGCUAUGCGAUAAUAAACGUGUCCCUAAGAAUUUGUACGCUAUUGGUUACACACCUCACUAUUACAGAAAACGCUGUCCACAUUACACGAGUUCACAAAUGUCACCUACUGUUACUGUAGAAGAGCAUCAGUACACUUCCGCCAACAAUAAAACAAAUACGAGAGAUUCACCUCAACCACAAGCAACGCAGAGUGCAAACAAAACAGUAACAGCAGAAAAUGAAAAUCCUCUGGAUCAGGGUCGUCAGCAGAAAAUGUAUUCUGACAAACCAUCACCAUUUGGACAGGCAACGGCAGGAGCAGGAACAGAGGUCAAGCCAUCACCAUUUGGACAGGCAACGGCAGGA
Messenger RNA from Trypanosoma theileri, 675 nucleotides. Its product is annotated as surface antigen 2 (CA-2). The annotation marks the transcript as partial. The record is from RefSeq and is a predicted model, not a curated record. The transcript has a single exon. NCBI's taxonomy places the organism in Eukaryota, Euglenozoa, Kinetoplastea, Trypanosomatida, Trypanosomatidae.